Molecule: messenger RNA, 2178 nt
Organism: Phascolarctos cinereus (koala)
Lineage: Eukaryota; Metazoa; Chordata; Mammalia; Diprotodontia; Phascolarctidae
Source: RefSeq, a predicted model, not a curated record
UCUCUCCUCCCCCUCUCUUCUCUCCUCCCUCUCUCCCCUCCUCCUCUCUCCUGGCAGACAGCUACUCCCCACCUUGGUGUCAGCCCCACCUAACCCGGUCCACCGAGGCGCGAGGCGCGGAGUCGUCCGGGCUUCCUAGAGCGUCCUAGAGGAAGCGUCGCGGGGGCGGAGCGUCCACGGGCCCGGGGGCGGGGCUCGAGAGCGGGGGACACUUCCUGUCCGGGGCCGCGGCUCAGAGUCCGGCAGGUGAGCAGCGGGGUCCCGGACGAGGGAACUGGGUCUCAAUUGUGCUACAUCUUCAAGAAGGCUUCUUUAGGAAGAUGGCAGACCUGGGGGGAGAACAGGAGUCACCUCCUGUUCCAUCCCCCAUCAGUUUUUCAUCACCUGGGAUAACUCCUGGACCUCAUCGCCACAAGGCACAGCUCCACCUCCAUGAUCAUCAACAUGGAUUUACAGUUUCCAAACCUGAUGUGAUUUCCUUGCUGCAGGAAGAGGAAGAACUGUCUGGCUCAGAUUUUCAAGGAAUUCAAGAAACAGAGAUCUCAAGAGAUACCUACACAGAUUCUGAAUCUGAGAUUGAAUUGUUAACUCCAAAGCAAGAAGUUUCUGAAGGAGAAGAACAUGGAGGGAUGUUGAAAAGUCUCCUCAGAAAUGUUCCUCGAGGACCCAAAUUUGCAGAACCCUGUGAACGGGAGGACAAUUUAGAAAGGCAAAUGGGAAACUCUACUGGGGGCAGAGAGAGGAUAUCCCUCUCCCAGAAGCGAGGUUCCUGGCAUAUGACAGUCCUUCACCAGGAAGCUCCCCCAGUAGAGGGGAGUCAAGGAUGUGAUGAAUUUGGGGGAAGCUUUAGUCUGAGCUCGAGCUUUAUGGCACGUCAGGGAGGCUCCAUAGGAGGGAAACCCCAUAAAUGUGACACCUGUGGUAAAUGCUUCAAAUACAAUUCAUUACUUAUUAAACACCAGAGAAUUCACACUGGAGAGAAACCCUAUGAAUGCAGUGAUUGUGGGAAGUGCUUCAGAGGGUGGUCAGGCUUUAUUCAACAUCACAGAAUUCACACUGGAGAAAAGCCUUAUGAAUGUAAUGAAUGUGGGAAAGCCUUCAGUCACAGUUCACAUUUUACUCAACACCUGAGAAUUCAUAAUGGAGAGAAGCCCUAUAAAUGUAAUGAAUGUGGGCAAGCUUUCAGCCAGAGCUCAAAUCUUAUUCGACACCAGAGACUUCACACUGGAGAGAAGCCCUAUGAGUGUAGUGAAUGUGGGAAAGCUUUCAUUUGGAGCUCAGUGCUUAUCGAACACCAGAGAAUUCACACUGGGGAGAAACCCUAUGAAUGCAAUGAAUGUGGGAAAGCCUUCAGAGGGAGGUCACAUUUUUUUCGACACCUGAGAACUCAUACUGGAGAAAAGCCUUUUGAAUGCAAUGAAUGCGGGAAAGCCUUUGGUCAGAGCUCACAACUUAUUCAACAUCAAAGAAUUCAUAAUGGAGAGAAGCCCUAUCAAUGCAGUGAGUGUGGAAAAGCUUUUAGCCAGAGCUCAAACCUUAUUCGACGUCAGAGAAUCCAUACUGGAGAAAAGCCCUAUGAAUGUAAUCAUUGUGGCAGAUCUUUUAAUCAGUUUUCUUUACUUAUUGAACAUGAGAGAAUUCAUACUGGAGAGAAACCAUAUGAGUGUAAGGAAUGUGGAAAAACAUGUAGUCACAGCUCAGAUAUUAUUAAACAUCAGAGAAUUCAUACUGGAGAGAAGCCCUAUGUGUAUCAUGAGUGUGGAAAAACCUUUAGUCGUAGCUCCAGUGUUAUUAAUCAUCAGAGGAUUCACACUGGAGAAAAACCAUGUGUAUAUAAUGAAUGUGGAAAAGCCUUUAGAGGCUGGUCAGGCUUUGUUCAACAUCAGAGAACUCACUCUGAAGAAAAGCCUUAUAAAUGCAGUGAAUGUGGAAAAGCUUUUAUUCGGAGCACACAGCUUAUCAAGCACCAGAGAAUACAUACUAAAGAACAUAUUCCAAAGAAUAAACCAGUUACUAUAAUGAAAAAAGGAAAAGGAGAAUCUGAGAGAGCAGAGAACCCAGUUUAAAGCAGCUUUUCGAAAGUUUGUAAGCUCUUGCAGGUCAGGCAUUUAGCUUGCAUUAUACACAUCUAACCCAUCUCAUAAGAGUUGCUAAAUAAAUGCUUGUUCAUUGUUUUGA